UGUAAGCGCGCGGGCGGCGGCCGCCCGCCCUUUGCGGAGGCGACGCGGGGAGCGGGAGAACGGUUAGCAGUGCGGUGUGCCAGUCGCUGGUAAGAACAGAGCUGAAAGAGCGAAGAUAAACGGUGCUGACCUGCCUACUGACAAAAUGAAACAUGACUGAUACAGAUGAAUCUCAGGCUUCUGGUUCUGAUCACUCUGCUCAAGAUUUAGUAUUCACUCUGCAGAAGGAAUCAUCUGAGGUAUGUGAAUUAAAUACACAAAGAAAGUGUUCAGGCUCUGGGCAGAAGGAUGGAUCUCCUGAGGAGUCUUCAGAUGAGCUUAAUAGUAGACAUAAAUCAACUGCUUCAGAUAUGGCCUGUUUGGACAGCAGUGAUUCAGAAAUUGAUGUUUCUGCUUCCAGUGGCAGUGAAUACUAUACCAAGUGCUGCACUGAACCUUCCAAGCGAAAAAUUAGAUCUCAACCUUCAAGGCAACAGGCAGAAUCUCUUGCAGGAGUGCCUGAUGUUGACAGUUCAGAUUCUUCUCUGUCCACUCAAAGUCCAGUGAAAUCACCUAAAACUUCUAAACAACAGAAGUCAAAGCUCAAUUUGAAAGCCAUUUUUGCCUAUCACUUCAGGGGAAAGAAGUUUAAGGCAACUGCACACCGAAAAUAUAAAGGUGGCUCAGGGAAGAGGAAGAAAAAGUAUGAGAGCACACAGAUGCCUAUAGGGAGGCCCCCACUGACAGCAUCACCACAAGAGCAAAAGAAAAGGCUUCUAGAUAGAGGCUUUCAGUUCCCUUUUUUGGAAAAACAUUAUGGGAAGAAACAUAUCCCUUUAAAGAUGGUUCUUGGCUAUGAGCAAGCAGCUGCAAAGGGAUAUUUCCAGUACAUUGAAAUGCUCAAAUACGAAGAACAUCUCAAAAAGGCUUUAAAAACUCUUAAAGCUAGUGAAGACUUGGAAAGAGAAUGUCUGGCAGUGCGGAAACACAAGUAUUUAGAUGAUGAAGGCCCCAUUUCCCCUAUUCAGGAGACAAAUGAUAACAGCUUGGAUUCUGAUAAUCAAGAAGACUGUGAUGCGAGAGUAGUGGAGAACAGCUGUUUCGUUUUAAGUAGCAAAAUUCCCAACAAGAAAAAAUCAAAGACAGAAAUGAAACCUGCAAAAUCAACUGGAGUGAUUGAAGGAGAAAAAGAAUAUGAUGCUGAGAACUGGCUUCUGCAGGGUUCAGUUCAGUGAACGGAAAGCUUAAAAAAUGAGCUGGUGGUGGCCAUGUUUGACAGACCUUUCAUUGCCUUCCUGGACUAAAUGGUCGUUCUGAAGUGAACUUUGUGCUAUCAAUCAAGGAACCUAAUCAGGUUUGGUUUAAGUUUGUUGCUUUGGGGAAAUGGAAUACUGCCCAGUUUUCUUGGUGAGAGACUGUUCAGAUGAGUAUACCAGCUCUGCCACAGUGAGCAGUUGUUCAUAACUGAUUUGGACUACUUCAAUUCUUGCAGCUGUUUUUCUGGCCUUCUGUUAUCUCACCACAUUUUUGUGGAAAAUACUGAGCCUGUAAGUAGAAGAGGUUGUUGUUAAUACUUUUAUGAUGGAUGGCACCAUGUCUCUGGCUUCAAAAGAAAUGCUUGUGUUUUAGGCUUAACACUUAGACAUUAAGGCAGCAUAACUUGACUACAGCCUACCUGCUUCCUGUUGAGAAUAAAAAAACCUCUGAAUCUUCCUAAAAUUAUUAAAAUGAUGAGGAAACUUGAAAAUGAUUCUCAGAUGCAGCAAUUCCCUAUUUUCUUUUUAGGAAGCUGAUCUGAAUGUGCAAUCCGACCUAGUAUCUUGGUGGCACUUGCUUAGAGAACAAAGAAGAACUAAAGAAGCUAUCUAACAGAAAUAUGAAGCCUCUACUAGGUCAGCAGGAAACAAACUUCAGCCUGUUUCUUAGUGCUGAGGAGGGCUUUGGUUUCCAGUGACUGGAACUCUUUAUCAAGCUUACUGAUUGUGGCAAAUUUCAGGGACUUCUCUCAACACAGGUACUGUAUUUAAUACAGUGCUUGUUCUCAUUCUGUUAAGGAAAGGAUUUCUUUUCAACUUCAGUUUGUCAAAAGAAUACUUGCACAAAUUUUUCAAAGGGAAACUGAAAUUAUUAAAAUAGACUUGAUACUUCUGUAAGUAGCAAACACUUGACCAAAGUCUUAGGGAGAAUUUUCUGUUCAAGUGAAACUUAAUUCCUUUGUUUUUUGGCUUUCAGGUAGCAUUAGCUUUUAACACUAAUGCUAGUACUUGCAGUUAUUUUUGUGCAUAUCACCUACUGCUGCUACUUCUUUUCCAAGUGUUGUUUUUCCCAAAUGUUGAUGAUUUUUAGUGUCUCCUCUCUCCUUCCCCCUAAAUGUAUUUGUAUGUAUCCUUCUAGAAUCUUGAAGCAAGAGAACUUUGUCAGUCUAUUUGAUCUUUAUCUAUUGUAUUAAUUUAUAGUACUGGAAAGGUUGAGGUCUAUCCCGAUAGGAUCUCUUCUGUAGGUUCGUGUCGUUGGAAACGCCUCACAGAACAAACUUGUGGUUUUGCCUUAUCCAUUGAGCUGCUUGUUAGCUCUGUGGGAUAAAAACUGCAAGACAGAUUUCUAUUUGACAUUCUAGGAAUGGAAAUAAUGCUUAUGUUCUCCUUUAGGUACCACCUAUAUGCUUCUGAUAAGAAUGAGAGAUAGAUGGGAAUGGAAAAAUUUGGUAAGAGUCAGAAAUGGUGUUUUACAAUUUGAGAUUUCAAAUAUAACUUGCAUGUUGAAUUACAUGGUUUGAACUUAAGCCAGACUUCAGUGUAGAUACCUUUGUUUCUAAGAACUUUCUAGUUAUUUUGGUUUUAAGUUUUUUGGAUCAGUUGAAGCAGUCUGUUCUCUUUUAAUCUUGAAGGAUUCUUUACUUGCUUAAGCAGCUACUAGUUAAAGAGAAAGAGCACUUUCAUGUCUGUCUGAAAUUAAAGUAACUUCAUAAACAUGCUGCAUUUUUUUUUUGUUCUGUCAAGUGAAUACUUUGUAGUUUCAUACUCAGGAACACAAAAUUGUUUUUGGGUUUCAAAGUUUUUAAUUCCUUAACAACUCAGCUGGUUCAUUACUGAACCAUUAAAAUUCCUGGGUACUUAGCUGUAGAAUAUAUGUUAAAGAAUUACGGAAAGAAGUAUAGAAUGCUUUAUUGUAGACAUACAUAAUAAAAUAACUGAAAGGAUUUCUGAAGCUGUUGCUCAUAAGUGAAGUUAUAAUAGAUUCUCUUUUCCCUUUUAGUUGCAUGACAGUUUUUGUAAGAACCAACAACUUAUUUUAAAAUUCAAACUCCUGAUAAAACACUUAGGACCUAGUGGUUAACAAGCUAAAAUUAUGCACGUUUUAUUUCACAAACUACUGCAGCUGUUGCACUGUAUGGUAUCUGCACCCAACAGCAUUCUCCUGAUGGGAUGUUCAAAAAACAGUGCCACAGUAGUUCAGCAUUUGGCAUCGUUGGUUUUCAUUCUGCUGUGUCUGUUAAACCUGGUAUUUCUGCUGAAACAUCCUUUGGUUCUCUUCAAGAAUUCGAAUGCACUGGCUUUCUACUUAAUGUAGAAAGUGUGCAAACUGGGCACUAGCUCUAAGUGCAUUCACAUUUCUUUUCCUAACAGAUACUCUAGAAUACUGAAUAAGAUGAACUUUGCUUUAAGAGGAUUAGCUGGAAGAUGGUAACCUUUUUGGCAGUGUCUGCUAUUGAGUCACUGACAAUGUCAGGGGCAAGAAGCAACAUUUUAGUGCAGCCAGAGUGAGUCUGAAGGUCCUGGUAACAUUGCUGCAAGGCUGAGGAAGAACAAGACAGUUCUAAAUCAGAUACAAAAAGGACUUUAUAACCUAUUCUGCAUUAAUUAAUUAUAAACAUUAAUUGUAUAACUUUCCUUGGUGCUCUGUAAAUUGAAAUAAUGCAAAAAAGUAUGCAGGACAGGUCAAACAUUAAAGACUGCUGUUACCACUUCAGCCUACUUUGCCCUCUUGGGAAAUGUGAUAGCAAAGCUUAGGACUGUUUCAAAUUAGCUGUCUCCCUUGGAGUUGCAGAAAUGCUUACCAAGCUGAGGGUAGUGAAUUGUGUGGUUCAACUACAAGUGAACUAUCUGUUUCCUCUGCUGCUUUAUCUGACUUGACUGGAUAUUCAGGUUUGAGAGAGGGAGCUGCUUACUCUGUGUAGACUGUCAUAGCAGUUAAAUAAAACUGAUCUAACUGUUUAGAAGGAACAGUUGCAGGCAGGGAUUAUUUCUUCUUGCUACAGUACUGUAUGCAGCUAAAAUGGUGAGUAAAAUGUGGCAUGUUCUUAUCUGUGGCUUGCCGUAGCAAAGUGUUUCUCUACUCUCUUCCAUUCUGAUCAUGGUAGGAAAAAAGGAUGAGAUCAUUCAUCAAAGCUUCUGCAGUGGAGUGAAAGCACCCCUUUCAAAUGCCCUCUGUAAAGAUGAGGCAGCCUACAUAGUUAAUUUGCAACCUUCUGACAAAUUGGGGGCAGGUUUAGCUCAGUUGGUUAGAGCAUGGUGCUGCUAAUGCCAAGGUCGCAGGUUCAAUCUGUAUGGUCUAUGCUGAGGGUUGGACUUGUUGAUCUCCUGAAGUCCCUUCCAACCUUACCAGUCUAUGAUCCUACGAAAUCCUUACACUAACGAGCCUCUACUUAACUGCACAGAAUGACACAGGCUUCUGCUGCCCUAUGCUGUUAAAAAGAGGGGAUAGUUGUUGGAUUCACGUCUUUUCAUCUAGGGUUCUACUUUCACUGACUCCAGAGAGUGAGGAUAGAAGUCUGAAUUAUAUUCUAGUAAUGGUUUACUAAUGCUUAAAGAAUAGCAGUUACCUGUGUAGCAGCUUUUAACUUAACAGUGCUAGGAGAAUGGUAGGGUGUUACUAGUUCUUUUUGCCUCAGGUGCUUUAGGUGUAUCUGAGCUGCAGCAGUGGUUAAUUACCAUUUGCACUGAAUACUAGAAGAAUGGUAUUUAAUUUAACACAAAACAACUUAUUGCAAUAAGUUUUAUUUGAGUAAGUUUUAACACAUAUAUUACAAGAAUGUGAACUUCCUUUAAAACACUAACCUCAGAAAAGGCUUUAUUAUGUCUGUCAACCUGAUCUGAAGCCAGCAGUGCUUAAAGCAGUAGUUCUAUCAGCUUGUGUAGUGAUUUGUCAAUAAAAGAUCUUUGCUACUACAGUGA
Messenger RNA from Rhea pennata, 5153 nucleotides. It is a transcript of the gene TAF1D, whose product is annotated as TATA-box binding protein associated factor, RNA polymerase I subunit D. Gene Ontology annotation, cellular component: RNA polymerase transcription factor SL1 complex; nucleus; nucleoplasm. Bases 153 to 1214 code for a protein of 353 amino acids. NCBI's taxonomy places the organism in Eukaryota, Metazoa, Chordata, Aves, Rheiformes, Rheidae. The transcript is spliced from 13 exons. The record is from RefSeq and is a predicted model, not a curated record. Gene Ontology annotation, biological process: regulation of DNA-templated transcription.